CCUUUCUUCUCCCACAUCCAUUUUCACUUUCCAAAGCUAAACUCAAUAGACAUACUUCAAAAACCCAAUACUACAUUACUCCAAAAUGGCAAAACUUGCAAGCUUAGCAGUAAUGUGCAUGGCUGCCAUGGUGAUGGCAAUGUUUGCAGCCCAUUCAGAGGCAUAUGUCACAUGUGGAACCGUGGCGACAGACUUGUCUCCAUGCCUUGACUACGUGAGGAUGGGAGGAGCUAUACCUGUAACGUGCUGCAAUGGUAUUAGGAGCCUUUUCAGUGCAGCAAGUUCCACCCAAGAUCGCCAGACUGUUUGCACUUGCAUGAAAUCUGCUGCUGGAGCCAUCAGUGGCGUCAACCUCCAACUCGCUGCUGCCCUCCCCAGCCGAUGUGGUGUCAAUAUUCCCUACAAGAUCAGCCCAUCCAUUGACUGCUCCAAGGUGCAGUGAAGUUGCUGAAAACUCAAAAUUCUCUGGUAGCAGGAUGAAGUAGCAGAGAUGGUGAUUGUCUGAUGGCAUAAUAUGAUGAAUGUUUGGAUCAAGCUUUCAAUUUAUCGGACUUUGUGUUGUAAUUUCCUGUUUUGAGUAGUUUAGUGCACUUGUUCCUUGUGUACGCUAAUUAGCUAGCUGCUUAGAGAUUAAAGAGUUUGUUCCCUCUUUAAUCUAAUGAAUGUAUGUGUUUUGACGGCCUGCUACUUUUAAUAGUAAAAUCUUUUGAUGUUUGUCUCACAAAAAAUUGAAAA
This is a messenger RNA of Lycium barbarum (goji berry), 735 nucleotides long. Its product is annotated as non-specific lipid-transfer protein 1-like. Gene Ontology annotation, biological process: lipid transport. Lineage: Eukaryota; Viridiplantae; Streptophyta; Magnoliopsida; Solanales; Solanaceae. The record is from RefSeq and is a predicted model, not a curated record. Gene Ontology annotation, molecular function: lipid binding. Gene Ontology annotation, cellular component: membrane. The coding region runs from base 86 to 442 and encodes 118 amino acids. The transcript has 3 exons.